GUCCCGGCGACGGCCCCUGCGGAGGACAAGGAGUCGGGCCACGAGACGCCGACCAAGUACGCCUACGUGCAAGAGGCGUACAACAGAGAGUACGGCAAGGUGAUCAGCCAGCUGGUGGCCACGGUGAGUCCGCCCAAAACUGCGGAUGACCCUGAACCAGCUUUGCGGGCCUCAGCCCCCGACCCGCCGGGCCCCGAGGAGUUUCCCAGGAGCUGCGUCCGGUUGGAGAAGGUCCUGGGCGAAGGGAACUUCGGCCGUGUCUGGAAGGCCACGGCCGUCGACCCCGGCGGCCCCGCUCGCACCGUGGCCGUUAAGACGCUCAAGGAGUACGCGAACAACGAUGAGAAGCGGGACCUCAUCCGCGAAAUGCAAGUCAUGCGGGAGCUGGGCAAGCACCCCAACGUGGUCGAGUUCCUCGGCUGCUGCACUCGAGACGAGCCGCUGCUGCUCAUCAUGGAGCUGGUGUCCCGGGGCAAAUUGCUGGGCUUCCUGCGGGAGCACCGGGCCCGGGGCGCGUACUACAACAGCCCCGAGUGCGACGGCGCCUUGGGCCCCAGGGACCUGGCCCAGUUCGCCCAGCAGGUCUCGCAGGGCAUGCACUACAUCGGCAGCCGAGGGAUAAUCCACCGGGACCUGGCCGCCCGGAACGUGCUUGUCGACGAACACGGCUGCUGCAAGGUCGCCGACUUCGGACUCUCCAGGAGCAUUAGGGACUCCGAGACAGACGUCUACCACCAGAAGUCCAAGGGCGCCCUCCCGGUGCGGUGGAUGGCUCCGGAGUGCUUGUACCUUCAGGUGUUCACCUUCAAGUCCGACGUCUGGGCGUUCGGAAUACUGCUGUGGGAAAUCGUCACUUUGGGCUCGACGCCCUACCCCGGCCUGGGCGCUCAGGAGGUGAUCCGCCACGUGCGCGACGGUCACGUGAUGUCGCAGCCGACCCACUGCCGCUGGGAGCUGUACCGCCUGAUGAGGGCCUGCUGGAACCCGAACCCCAACGAGAGGCCCAGCUUCGAGCAGCUCUGCUCCGACCUGGACAGCCUCAUCAAGCUGAACGCCGGUUACAUCGACCUGGACAACUUCCCAGAGCAUGCGUACUACAACGUGUACUACGGCGUCGACGAGAAGCUUUGAAGGGCCGUCGACUCGCGGAGGCGCCGCGCAUGCGCCUCAGUUGCCGCUCUGCCGUCGCCGGUUGUUCUUCGCUCUACGAGACGUCAUCCACGAAGCGCACGGUCCCAAGAUGCCGGCCUCGUCCUUCUGGAAGAGGGUGUGAUUCCGGAGAACUGUCCCGGACGUGCAUCGGAACUUGCUUCGAGGGGCUGGUCGGCAAAAGACGAAGUUGGGGGUUUCCAUGCCCCUCGGUCUGCAACAAACGCCGGCGUCAUUGUCUUGACGGUGGCCACGGGCCGGAGAUUUCCUGGUUUCUGUAGGUUGCUGUGUGCGGUUUAACAAACCGAUGAUGCGAUUUUUUUUUUUUUUUUUUUGUAAGUAAACUUGCGUUGAUUGAAGAACUCA
Ixodes scapularis (black-legged tick) is the source of this 1515-nucleotide messenger RNA. Its product is annotated as tyrosine kinase receptor Cad96Ca-like. Gene Ontology annotation, cellular component: signaling receptor complex. NCBI's taxonomy places the organism in Eukaryota, Metazoa, Arthropoda, Arachnida, Ixodida, Ixodidae. Gene Ontology annotation, molecular function: ATP binding; transmembrane receptor protein tyrosine kinase activity. Gene Ontology annotation, biological process: protein phosphorylation; cell surface receptor protein tyrosine kinase signaling pathway; multicellular organism development. The record is from RefSeq and is a predicted model, not a curated record.